AUGGGCACUCAGCAAGGCCACUUGGCGAUUCCCGGGCCAGAACAGGGCACCACAAAGGCCGGCUGGGAACGGCAGAAAAACGGGGGACGGCGUCACCUGCAGUCCGUGGCAUUGAAUCGUUUGGUGUGGCCGGGCGGUCGGGGACAUCAGCCCAAAAGAAGGUGCCAGAGCGGGAAUUCACGAUGUCCGAGGGGCCAUGGGCGAAGAGACGGCGAGGAACCACCCGAUCGACAAAGCAGUUCUCAAAGCCAUGAAAAAAAGCACAUCGCACCGCCCCACCCCCUGAGUACGGCACGGCGCUUCAGGCACGGCCAGAUUUGGCGCCACAACAACAUCUUUCAUGUGAUGCGGAAAAACACGAGGCGCAGGCCUUGA
This is a messenger RNA of Trypanosoma grayi, 375 nucleotides long. RefSeq lists its product as hypothetical. The record is from RefSeq and is a predicted model, not a curated record. Bases 1 to 375 code for a protein of 124 amino acids. NCBI's taxonomy places the organism in Eukaryota, Euglenozoa, Kinetoplastea, Trypanosomatida, Trypanosomatidae. The transcript has a single exon.